This is a messenger RNA of Cotesia glomerata, 3748 nucleotides long. Its product is annotated as putative ankyrin repeat protein RF_0381. Gene Ontology annotation, molecular function: protein binding. The transcript has 2 exons. The record is from RefSeq and is a predicted model, not a curated record. The coding region runs from base 169 to 2751 and encodes 860 amino acids. Lineage: Eukaryota; Metazoa; Arthropoda; Insecta; Hymenoptera; Braconidae.
UGGAAACUUACCAACCACCGCCCGUCAACGUAAUCUACAAUAAUAAAAAAAAAACCUGACAUAACAAUCAUGGAGACAUAAAUAUUGUCACCCAAGAAAAACUAGCCCAUUAAAAAGAACCAAAUUAAAAUAUCUACCUGUCAAUUUCUCUAUUUGAAUCCAGACAGAAUGUCAGACACCCAGAACUUCAUAGCGGCGAUAAACGAGCUGAAUAUCGAGAAAUUAAAAUCUCUAAUAACUUCAACAUCAACUUCACUGUCAACAUGGCCAGAUAGUUUCUUCAUCCUCCACCAGGCGGUGAAGCUCAACCACAAGGAUAUAAUCGACUACCUGUUGUUCAACAACGCCCACGUAAACAAGGUAAAUAGCUACUGGUCGCAUUUAAUAACCAACAAAAGCACUCCUUUGCACGCGGCAGUAAAAAACAAGAACCUAGAGGUCGCCAGGCAGCUUCUGGACAAAGGAGCCAAUCCGGAUGCCCAAGAUAUCCUCGGUAAGACGCCAUUACGGUACGCGGUCGAGGCAAACGACCUCAAAAUAGCGGACCUGCUGCUACCUCGCUCGAAUGUCAACCUUCCUGACAACUACGACCAGACUCCAGUGUACAUUGCCGUCAAAAAGGGCUAUAUUGACCUGGCGGAGCGCCUCCUGGCGGAGAAAGCCACCGCGAACUGCAUCAGCAACUUCAGGUGCGAGAAACUUCACACUCCGCUGCAUGCUGCAGUAAAAAACGGACAGGUGGAGCUGGUAAACCUCCUAGUGGCCCACAAGGCCAAUGUAGAGGCCAGGAAUGCCAACAACAUGACUUGCCUACAUAUCGCAAUUGACAAAAACAACCUGGACAUUGCCGAAUGUUUACUGGCAGCUGGAGCUGAUGUCAAUGCAGUUUGCCGAGUUAACUGCCGUGAAAACUACUCGGCACUCUGCCUAGCGGCCAUCAACGGAAGCGAAGAUAUGAUCCAGCUCUUGCUGGAUUAUGGCGCUGACAUCAAUGCCAAGAAGUCCAGUAGUCUGGUUCCACUUCACGCUGCAGUUCGCAAAGAGCACCUGGAGAUUGUAGAAUGUCUUCUAACUCUGGGUGCUGACAUCCACAAGCGUGGAGUCGACAGAUGCACAAUUCUGCACACUGCGACCUGCAACAAGAACCUCCAGGUCGCAGAAUUUCUAAUCAGCAAAGGAGCUUCUGUUAACGGCCGUGAUGUGAACGGAGUGACUCCUCUUCACAUGGCAGUCUUGGAGAACAAUUUGGCUCUGGUGGAGUUCCUGCUGAACCAUGAUGCUGAUGUCAAUGCGAUGGGUAACCUCUUCUUCAAGGAGUGUACUCCCCUCCACCUGGCAGUCACUUACUGCGCCAAGGACAUGGUCCAGCUGUUGGUGUCCAGGGGAGCCAGGAUUGACGGACCAGGUGCUAAGACUCCUCUGAGGAUGGCCAUUGAUGGGAACCAUUUGUCGAUCGUUAAGUGUCUUGUAGAAAAUGGCGUAGAUGAGCGGUCGACUGCCAUCCACCUGGCGGUCGACCUGGACAGCAUUGAAGCUCUGAAGCUUUUGCUUAAAGCUGGAGUUUGUAUCAAUACUAAGGACGUUGCUGGUCGCACUCCUUGUCAUCUAGCGGCAAAAGUUGGAAAUUUGGGAAUUCUGCAGAUUAUUUUGGACUUUGGUGGAGAUGUUUCUGCUAGAGAUGUUGCUGGUAGGACGCCAUUGCAUUAUGCUGCUCAGUGGUGCCACCUUCAGGUGGUUCUCAUGCUUCUCAAGUAUGGCGCUAGUGUCAAUUGUCUGGAUAAUGAUAAGCAGACUCCUGUCUUAUCGGCGUUCAAUUCCAGUGGAGCGAAGGCAGUUUUUGGAGAGCAAGGAAUUGAAGAUGUUGAUUUGAUGGCAAUGAUUGCGCAGCAGCCUAAAGAUAUUGCGUUGAAGGUUCUCCAUGUUUUGAUAAAGCAAGUGGUGAUGCUGAAGAUGGCGCAGUUGUAUGUUUGCAAGGAGAAUUUAAACGCAGCACCGCGGAAGUUUGAAGAAGCUUUUGGAGAUGAGUGCAAGGAAGAAGUUGAUAAGAUGAAGAGGGAACGGGUGUUACGGAGAGUUUCUUGCUGGGAUUUGUUGAGGAUUUCGGAUAAUUGUUGCGCGAAAAUGGCCGACAAGGUUGACUUACUGGGAAUUGUCAAUGCGGGGGAGUACAAGGUUAAGUUUCCGAUUUACUACCCGAUGAUUGUCAACCAGGUGCUGAGAGCUGUCGAGAGGAACAAGUUGCUGAAGCGCUGCGAGGAUUUGUGCGAGUUCCUGGUGGAUAAUUUUAUGAUCCUGCCGUAUCAUUGCGUCGAGAGGAUUGUCAGGCACCUGGGGACUGAUGAUCUGAGGAUGCAUGUCAACACUGCCGAGUUGAAGGUUGGAGACUCUUGGGAUGAAAGGAAGGAGGAGUUUGAAAACCGAAGAAGAAGAAGGGAAAAUGUUAUAUUGUUUGGAGUUCCUGAAGGGAAUGAUGAAGAAGUUGUUCCGAGGAUUCUUCAAGGGUUGAAGCAAGUUGUCGCUGAUGUUAAGUGUGAAAGAAUUUCUGAGGCCGCUGGUCAGCCCAGGCCUCUUAGGAUUGUUGUGGGGGAAGACAAAGUUGAUGCUCUUCUGCUGGAACACAGUCGGCUGAGGAGGUUGAUGAUGUUACCGACUGUGCUGCAGGGAAUUGUUGUCACUAGGGAUCUUACGGUGAUGCAGAGGGAGCAAGGCAAGAAACGGGAGGUCAAAAGAAAGGCCAGGAAGUCUAGGUGACAGGAUUUUGAAAUUUUUUGAUGCUCUCUAGUAACAAUUUGGUUCAAUUGGACAAGUCUGGUUAAAAAAUCGUGAUGAAGUAUCUGGAUAUAGAUUUUUACAAUUCUUGGAUAAGAAACUUACGGCAGAUUAUUCUUCAAGGAUCGUCGAAGAAUCGCUCCAGACAUUUGACCAAAAUUCUUGGGCAAGACUGUGGCCAGAGUUCGUCCAGAAAAUGGCCAGAAAUGGUCAGGCUCCCCACUACCACUUUUUGAGACUCAGUUGUCAAGGCAGAGGUUCUCAUUCUUAUUUCAGUACAAUAACAAUGCGCAUUGUUAGUCUCUCUGAUAGCCAAGCUGGUCGCAACUUGUCAGCAAGUUUUGAAAAUUAACUCGGUUGGUAUCAACUGGUUCACCAAGUUGUCAGCAAAAACUGCUUUUGAAACUUUUUCACACCAAGCUGACGAAAAGUUUUUCAAGAAAUUUGUGGCGACAUAUUGCGGCAGUAGAUUGGUCUUCUUUUUCUCAGAAACUUGUAGCCAACUUAAUGCCAACAAUUACAAAUUCGGAACUUGACCGAAAGUUAUCGCUAAAUUGGUGGCAACUAUCUGACACCAACUUUGUUGGCCUGAAACUCUGGCUAUCAGUAUUCGUCUUUUUGGUUUCUCGCGCAAGUCUGGAUGAAACUUCUUUACCAACAAUCUGGACAAAUUCUGGCCACAGAUUUGUCACUAAACUUGACCUAUUGCUCUAAAUUCUGUUUUAAAAUCUUGUCCAAGUUUGUCACCAGUCUAGAUAAAUAAUCUUGGUUAACUGUCUGAUUCAAGAAUUGUCUGAUUCUGUUUCCAGGGCUUGGUCAACCAUCUGGCCAAAGAAUCUUGUCCAAAACUAAUCUUACUAGAGGCUAGGUAAUUUUUUUGUUAAUUUUUAUUUAUCAAAGUUUUAUGUUCAGGGAUUAUUUUUUUAAUUUAAUUAAGGAAUGUAUACAGUUUUGUGUAUGGAUAAAAUUAUUUAUUGUA